Messenger RNA from Cylas formicarius (sweet potato weevil), 5873 nucleotides. RefSeq names its product odorant receptor 49b-like. Lineage: Eukaryota; Metazoa; Arthropoda; Insecta; Coleoptera; Brentidae. Gene Ontology annotation, biological process: sensory perception of smell; detection of chemical stimulus involved in sensory perception of smell. The record is from RefSeq and is a predicted model, not a curated record. Gene Ontology annotation, molecular function: odorant binding; olfactory receptor activity. Gene Ontology annotation, cellular component: plasma membrane. The coding region runs from base 534 to 1724 and encodes 396 amino acids. The transcript has 8 exons.
UCCAGUAGCACUUUCACUAUUGUAACAGGAAUUUGAAACAAUUUAUUUAAUUUAACAAUUAUUCUGUUUUAAUUAAUGGUUAAUAUGGUUAUCGAUAAAACCUAAGUAAAAUUUUAUUUUAAUUUGAUUCAAGCAAUCUGCAGUAAUUAGGAUCCUUUUUGAAAGUUUAAUUUUUUUUUCUGGGUCUAUUUUCGAACAUUUUUGAGCAUCUCGCAUUGCUUUUGGUUAAAUUGGGUUAGUGAUAUUCGUGUACUUAUUUGCUGAAUUUAUUAUAAAUGAAGAAUCGGGUAUUAUGUGACAGUGAAGUUCCGUUUAGGGAGCACCUUAAUAAAAAGUUAUAAAGUGUUCCGAGUUCAUAGGAUAUUGUACUCCAUUUUGGACACUUUCGCGGGGGCCACUUGAACUCGUGCGUAUUCAGUUCAGAAGGAUAGAUAGGAAAAGAAUAGUUUGUAAUAAGUCAGUCCCCUUUCUUGACUUCAAUGUAAUCUUAGUUCCACCGCACAAGAAUUGAAUGCCAAACAGAUGUCCCCGAAAUGUCAUAUAACUCAAGGAAGCAAGGACUACUAAGUUUCCCAAAAUUUAUGAUGACAAUGGUCGGAUUUUGGCCGAAAGAAUUGAUUGAAAAUGAGAUGUUGCGAAAAUUCUAUCAUUUCUAUUCGAUUUUUAUUAAAAGCCUUUAUGCACUGGUUUUAACUUCAAUGGCUAUUAAAAACUUUAUUCUUCUGACCAAUUCAGAGAGCAUGAGAGACAUUUCCAGCAAAGUGCUAAUGAAUUUGGCUUGUUUAGUGACCUGGAUCAUUAUACAGCUGAGAGUGAUAUUUUAUUCCACUACUAAAAUGAGGAAGAUCAUUAGUUACAUCUUGGAAGCAGAACAACAUUUAUUGCAAUUAGAUGACGCAAAUUAUCUAAGCUGCUAUUGGCAAGAAAGUCGAUAUUGUAGCAAAGCAAAUGUCACUCUUUGUGCUUGUGCGACGACUUUGUAUUUGGCUUCAUUUUACGAUAACACUGUACAAAGCAUCUUAAUAGAGCAGUACAACAGGAAAAAUAACGCGACUUUACAAAAGCCCUUUAUUUAUGAUUUGUAUUACUGGAAAAUGAACGUGGAUAAGUACCAACUGUUCGCCUUAAUAGUAAAUGAUUUCUCUGCUAUAGUGGCGGUUAUUAUGGGUCUUUCGGCCGAAGCUUUGAUAUUGGGUUGUAUCAGUUUUGUGAUAAUUAUGAUCAAGAUUCUACAAGUUAAAAUCAAAAACUUUGUGUAUCCAAGUAAUGAUACAAAAUGGACCAUAAAAAAAAUUGUCGAAGAACACUAUAACUGUAUCAGACUUGUGAAGAACCUAAAUGACGUACUCAAAAUUCCCUUGCUGGUUGAAUACAUACUCCUUUCCUUCAAUAUGGCUAUAAUACUAAUGCUAUAUAUAAGGGCUGAACGUUUUGCAGAACGCGGCACAACAGCCGGCUAUUGUGUAGGUUUGACUAUCUACGUGUUCUUCUUGGGAUGGAGCGCUAGUGGAAUUAAAAUGGAGAGUCUAGCACUUUCAGAUGCAAUAUACGAAAGUCCAUGGUUUGAAAAAAAUUCGGAAAUCGCAAAAAUAAUGACUAUAAUGAUAAUGAGAACGCAGAAACCACUCAUACUCACUAUUGGUUCUUUUGGCGAAAUGACACUCAACUCAUUUUUAACGAUAAUGAAAGCGACUUAUUCUUAUGCCACUCUUAUGAUGCAAUAGGAACAAUAGGCACAAUUAGCGAUGUUUAGUAGCAGACCAGUGAUCUUACAAUACAAUUUUACCCAACAAAUCUUGAAAUGGUUGAUAGUGUUUAGAUUGGUUAUUGUUGCAUAGUUAAGUCAUCUGAUUAUAGACGACUCGUUUUUCGGAUGCAAUGUAAACCACGAAAUAAAUAGAUAUGUAAUUGCUUUACUUUUGAAUGACUUGUCAACAAUAACUUAUCUUAUCUUAACUUAAAAACAAUUCAGUUGGCUAUAACUUUUUUGUUUUUAGAGAUAUCAAGGUAAACAAAAAAAAGUAGGGUUAGAAGCCAACUUUUUUCCAAAAAAGUGACGUAUAAAACAAAACACUAUCAAUUUUGUGACAUAUAAACCUACUUCAUAUUUUUUUAAGUGGAACACCCUGUAUAUUAUAUAUGUGUUUAAUAGAAUAUCUUAUUCCGAUUACAAUGAUGUACCACACCUAUUAUUUUGGUACACUCGAUUUUGACAAAUCUUCAAAAAUAGGAAUUUUUUAUAUAAUCUCAAGGAGUGCACUGACAAAUAAAAAUAUGUUUAUGUUUGACAUAUUAAUAAACAAGGUUGAUGGUGGAAUUAUUGUCCAAGUCAUAAUUGUUAAAGUGGUUUUUCGCGAAUUUAGCAUGCGUGAAAGGAGUGAUAUCCUUCAAGUAUACUUUCUGAAUAAUAAAAGUGCAACCACAGCUCAUCGUGAGUAUAUUACGCUUUCUACAGAACGCCGAGCUCCUUCAAAACAUAUAUCAGAUAUUUCCAAGUUUGGCAAAGAAAUUUGCAGAAAACGAUAACGUAUUAAAUGCUAAAAAGGUAUUAGGGAAUCAUAAUGUUUUAAAUGAAGAACAUAAGGCAAACAUAUCAGGAUUCUAUGAAGCCCAUCCAGUUUCUUCAAUUACUAGAGUAUAAGAGACAGGUAUUUCUCGGGGAUCUAUCCACGCAGUUUUAAAAGAAUAUACAUAUUUUAUAGAAUGAUAAAAGUUCGUUCACUACGAGAAAGGGUUGUAACAGUCAAAAUACGCGAUAUUGGUCUAUAGAUAAUCCUAGACAAAUACGCGAAACAAAAACCCAGGAGUUCCAAUCAAUUAAUGUAUGGCGUGGUGUCAUAGAUGAGGAUAUUUUGGGUACGAUAGUUAUAGAUCAAAAGUUAACUGGAGAUAAUUAUUUGCAACUCUUUGAGCACCAAAUAGAAUAAUAUUUAGAAGAUUUAUCCCUAGAUAUAUUAGCGCUGAUUAUACGGCAGUAAGACGGUGCCCCUCCUCACAUUGUUGUGCAAGUUACAAAAAAAUGAACAUUGAAUAUCCCAGAGGUUGAUAUUAUAUAAAAAUUUUCUAUUUUUGCCAAUUUGUCAAAAAUGAAUGGACUAAAAUAUAAAAUGUGUUAAUCGUUGUAAUCGGAAUAAGAUAUCCUAUUAAACACAUUUAUAAUAUACAGGAUGUUAACUUUUAAAAAUUAUGAUGUAGGCUUAUAUGACAGAAAAUUGAUAGUGUUUUGUUUUAUACGUCACUUGGAAAAAAACUAACCAAAGCUUACCCUACAUUUUGUUUUUUUUUGAUUACCUUGAUAUCUCUAAUUAAACUGUUAUCAAGAUAAACUAAACGCACGGUACAAAAUGUGCCUCGUGGAUGAGAGUGCAGCGGUGAGAGGUAUCUCAAAAUAGAGGUUUCACAUCCUGAAAGUGAAAGUCCUAAAAAACCUAAUAUGCGCGCUUAACCUCUUCAUUUUCCUCACCAAGAGCUCGUAUCUGAAAUCGCCAUGUUCUGCAAAAAAGGUGCGAGAUUAAAUAACCUGGCUAACAUAUUGAUAUUGAUUCAUAUUUUUAUCUUUAGUUCGUAAUACUUUCCUGGAUCGGAAACCCGUUAAUUAUGAUGCAUUAAUCUAGGACUACCCAUUCUUCUGAAUCAUUCGAACAACAUAUCAUGAAAAUUAAUGAUCUCUAUGCUUAUUCUUAAAUGUUCGAAGUUACUCGAGAACUGGUUCGUAUAAAUAAAUUUCACAUAAUUUCGGCUAGCCGCUACCUAGUGGUCCGGAGUAGUGAUAAUUAAUUAAAUAUGGCGCAACACUUGUGUGUCUAUGCAGGUUUAUGCAAAUCCGAAAAACUUAAGCUUAAACUUAGGAAUGCUAUAAUAUAUUUUUAUUUUUUAACUUAAAUAGCCGUUAAAAGACACACUUUCUGCACACACAAGGAACGAAUUAAAACAAUUACUAUUGCAAAAUUAAAUUAUUCGUAUAUUGUAUUGAAACUAACUGAAUAAAGUCAAAUAAGCUAGUAAUAAGAAAAGCCUUAUGAAGUGCAAGUAGCUAAUUAGUUUUUUUAUCUUGCUAUGCAUUGCUCUGGGUUUAUGUAAAAAUGAUAAGCGUUAUGAAAAAAUUGCAGAAAGCAAAAGUUUCUACAUAAAAUAUAAAAUAUUUUUUUUACAAAAAAUACAAAAAUAUACAGAAAGUGUGUUUGUGCAAUAACAAUACUUCCAUAAUAUUUGAUUGUUCUAUCCAUUUUCCUUUAUAAGAUAAAUAAAUAAAUAUUAUUUUGGUUAAAUUUCAUUAAUUUUUAAUUAAUUUUUUAAUUUUGGGCUAACGUUUAUAUAACAAAUUACAAUUUAUUUUAAACAAGGAAUAAUUCCUUGAGUUUUCGUAUUUGUUGGGAAAGAUAUUUUUACGAUUAAAAGAAAUUAAGUGCCUUGAAAAUAGGACUUCCAAAACGUGUAUCCAGAGAAUACACUGUCAUUUGUUGAUUUUCCGUAUAACAUAUUUGAGAUUGUCGUUUAUACACUGCUUCAAAGUAGAUCCAAAGCGAUCCUUCCUUGAAAUUGAUAAUAAUUUAGAUGUUUUAUAUGGUAGCUAUAAAGUUAUUUAAAAAUUUACUGAUGUUUCUGGAUUAACCCUGUAUCGUCGAAUUUGAAAUCCCCAAUGCAACGUUUUUAAAAAUCGGGGUUAUAAAGAAAUCACAGAUAACCCGCUAAACCAGCGCAUCCACCGAAGUACAACAUUUGAGUUUUAUUCUUCUAAUAAAAAUCAAAACAUUUCAGAAUUUAAUUUCAAACUCGCUACCUUAGAGGAAAUUACGUCAGCUCUUUUUUCUAUAGAAUCAAAUGGUAUUUGUACUGACAAAAUUAGUAUUCAGAUGCUCCUCCGCUGUUGUCCUACAAUUAUACCAGUAGUAACAUUUACACUCCAGUCCGAGCAGUUACGUCACGUACAAAUGACGUAAUCAAAAAUUAUCCGUAUGUCUUAGCUACAUUUCUACAUGCGGAUUUCAAGACUGACAAACAAAAUGCCUGUAUCAAUUUGCGACAUCCAGUAAUGAAGACGUAACUGCACAAUUGCUCUGACUGGACUAAAAAAACUGGAGUGAAUUUUUAAAGUGAGACUUCCGCUUUUCCUGAGUGUUGGAAGAGGUUAUAUUUUAUUCCAGUAAUAUAAACUAGUCCACCAGGGGAACUGAAGGAUCUGCGCCCCACUGGCAUUUUGCCUGAAUUAUUUUAAAUUUUCUAGCGUGUACUGAAAAACAACUGAAACAGGAGGUUGGGGUGGACGACGAUUUAAGAAAGCAAUUAGACUAACUAGAAAAGGACAUAAACAUUAUGACAGAGAUCUCCGAGAUGUCAUAUAAGUCAAGGAAUUAAGGAUUAUUAAGUUUCCCAAAAUUGAUUUAGGCCGGAUUGAAAAUGAGAAAGUUCUACCAUUUCUAUUCCAAGCCUUCGUGCACUAGUUUUAACUUCCAUGGUUAUUAAAAACUCUAUCACCCUGGCUAAUUCAGAUAACUUAAGUGACAUCUCCAGCACUGUUAAUGUUAAUGAAUUUUGCUUAUUAGUAACUUGGAUCAUUAUACAGUUGAGAGUGAUAUUUUAUUCCACUACUAAUGAUCAAUUCUACAAUUUAAAAUUAAAAGUUUUUUGUAUCACUAUAAUGAUACAAAAUAGGCCAUAAAACAACUUGCCGAAGAACACUACGGCUGUAUCAGGUAAUGUAUAGAAGCUAUAAACGAAAUUUUGAAAUAACCAAAUAUUUGCACAAAUUUCACUUUCCCAUUGAAGCUAUUGAAAACUAGUUCGGAUUUUUUUUCAAUCCGCUAUUAUUUUUUACAUUCUAGUGAAACAACAAGCAAAUAAAUAAUACCAUGAUUUUUAGAUUUCACUGUUUU